AUGUGUCUGAAAUUUUUUAACUGUGUGUCCUGGUUGAAGGUAAAUAAUUUUUGUUCGCAAUUGAUACAAAGGCAAAAGAAAAGAGGAUUUGAAAGUGUUUUGCUCCUCCUCUUUGGUGCAUUUCUCUUUCAAGAUUUUCUGUGUCAAAGUUCCGAGGAUGAGUUCGUCACGGCCAAAGUUGAUACUUUUGAUUCCAAAGUUACCUCCUUUAUAUCUCACAAAACAAUGCUGCAAUUCUCACAAGAUUGGAAUGGGUACAAUCUGAGCACUCCUAAAACUGAAAAUUUCUCCAAAGAUUGUGAGAAUGGAUGUGUCAGAUAUGGUUUAUCGUCCAUGCAAGGAUGGCGUACCACAAUGGAGGAUGCUUCAAUGGGAGACAGAGGACAAAGGUGUGGGGCAGCGAAGUCAAGUGGGAUUAGGAAUUUAGUAUAGUAGAGUUUUUCCUAUUUUAUGGGAUUAGAAUUCUUCCUAUAUUUUUGUCUUGGUGUGAUCAAUUGUAACAAAGAAUUUUUCAUUCUCCAUUCUCUUGGACCAAGCAUGAAAUCCCAAGCACUAUAUCACCACAAAGCAAGCAAGCUGAAAGCAAUCCGACAAACCCUUUUUCCAAAAGCACUUAACAGAACCUUUCUAUGGGUUAAUUGUUGUUUCAAUUAUACCAGAUUGAAAACGAGUAUGGAACUGUUGGUCAAGCAUACGGAGCUGUUGCUUCUUUUUCUCAAGGAAACAGAGCAUUUUUUGCAACCACAUCUUUUGUAAUCAACUUGGUUGAAUGUAUAUAAAAAUUAACCUGCUUAUCUUA
This is a messenger RNA of Malus domestica (apple), 799 nucleotides long. RefSeq lists its product as uncharacterized. The record is from RefSeq and is a predicted model, not a curated record. Lineage: Eukaryota; Viridiplantae; Streptophyta; Magnoliopsida; Rosales; Rosaceae.